CUCCAGCCAGCCUUGAGUCUGGUACACACACAGAAUCAGCACAGAUUGGGAACAUUGCUUGAUUUGGGGCAUUUUUCUCUCCGCAGCAAGGAUGAACAAUAGCUUGCCAGAGGAGAAUGAUGAGUCCCAAUACCCAGACAAACUCUUUUCUGAAGACUAUGACGCCGGAAACAAUUCCGUGAAUGUCUGCAACGGUGCUACUGCACAGUCAGUUCCUUCCCAUCAUAACAUGGCUAAUAGACAGCAGAAAUAUCCAUCUAGCAAAGACACUGGGUAUACCUCCCAGGUUAAUGACCUAAUGGGUCUGGAAAACCUGGAACCACCAGACUCGCUCAUGUCAGAAAGGAACAUGGAAGAUUUUGGGCCUUUUAAUCCCAGGAACUGUAUGACAGACAGGGUGUCUCGCCAGCAAUGGGUUCAUCCCCCUGGGCAACCACAGAAUGUCUGUAGGCCAUGUCACCUCCCAAAUAUGCGAGAAUUUAGGGCAAAUGAUAGUAUGCAUCAUCCGGGGGUCAUUCCACAUCAUUCUCCUCAAAACAAUGGACACGUUAUUCAACAAAGACCGGUGAUGAGUGAUCAACAAUCUCCAAGUGAUCCAAGGGUAGAACUGAGAGAGCCUCCAAAUAAUUUUGAAAAUGAUCGGUGUUUUCAAAGAGGCCGGGAGAUGGGAUCGCUGAUCCCAGACAUGACCAUGGCCAAUAUAGUGCUAAUCUCCAAACGCGUUAGAAACCCAACGGUGGUGGGAAACUACAGACUGAUUUCCCUCAUUAACACUGACACGAAAAUCCUCGAAAAGAUUCUCGCAGAGAGGCUGAUGACCAUGCUCCCCCAUUUAAUCCAUGCAGACCAGGUGGACUUUAUGCCCUGUCAACAACUAUAUAAAAACACCAGAAGAGCAGUUGACCCCGCCUUGAAUGCAAAGGAGGUGAAAGUCUUUAUUACCUAUUCUAAGGACGUCGCUGAGGAGGUCAUACGCCUUGCCGGUUUUCUUUUCAAGAAUGGGUUCAUGACAACAGUUGACAUAUUUGAGCAAUCAGUACUAGGGAUGAAUAUCCAGGUUUGGAUGGAUGAUAAACUUAAAGAUAUGUCCAUGAAGAUAAUAAUAGCCAUAAGCCCACAGUACAAGCUGGAUAUAGAAAAAUAUGGAGGAGCUAUCAGCAAUGAACAUGGCUUGCACACCAAAUAUAUCCACACAAUUAUGCAGAAUCAGUUCAUUCAACAAGGCAGCAUAAAUUACAGAUUCAUUCCCAUCCUUUUUCCAAAUGCCAGUGAGGAAGACGUACCCAUCUGGUUAAGAAACACCAUUGUUUAUCGCUGGCCUUAUGACAGAGAAAAAAUAGUCCUACGAUUAAUGUGCCAGGACCCAUAUGUUCAUGGUCCAAUUGGACCUCUUCCUACACUUAGAAUGACACCAAUUUGAAAAGCCUGAUUUUUG
This is a messenger RNA of Pelobates fuscus (common spadefoot toad), 1435 nucleotides long. RefSeq names its product TRAF3 interacting protein 2 (gene TRAF3IP2). Gene Ontology annotation, biological process: humoral immune response; positive regulation of canonical NF-kappaB signal transduction. Bases 92 to 1420 code for a protein of 442 amino acids. NCBI's taxonomy places the organism in Eukaryota, Metazoa, Chordata, Amphibia, Anura, Pelobatidae. The transcript is spliced from 11 exons. The record is from RefSeq and is a predicted model, not a curated record.